Molecule: messenger RNA, 885 nt
Organism: Cajanus cajan (pigeon pea)
Lineage: Eukaryota; Viridiplantae; Streptophyta; Magnoliopsida; Fabales; Fabaceae
Source: RefSeq, a predicted model, not a curated record
AUGUCCAACCCUAACUCCAAUACAAACGAAGAUCCGACCCCAACAAUCCACUCGGGGGAUCCGAAUACCACCGCCGACCCUCAGGUUCCGCUUCGGAACCUGUCCCUGCUUCGGACCAAAAUGGAUUCUCUACAUCACUUCCUAUCCCAAUCAAUCAACACCAGCGCUCCCCUCACCGUCCAUCAAAUCGCCACGGUCUCAAACCACAUCGUCAACGCCAUCCACCAAACCAUCGUCAACGCCGCCGCCAUCGUCUCUUACUCCCGAAAUUCCACCGCCGCCGUCGCUCCGUCAUAUCCGAAGAAACUCAACGCGGAUAAACACAAACUCGAGCAUCCCGAAGACGACGACGCCGCCGAAGCCUUCGACGGCGAUUUCGAAAUCGUGGAGCUCGACGCCGUGGAACUCCUCGCGGAACACAUCCACUUCUGCGAGAUCUGCGGCAAAGGCUUCCGGCGCGACGCGAACCUCCGCAUGCACAUGCGCGCGCACGGAGAGCGGAACCACUUCAAGAGGAGCCACUGCCCGAAGAUGUACACCUGCGAGCUGUGCCGCACGAAGCGGUUCUCGGUGCUGGCGGAUCUGAGGAGCCACGUGAAGCACUGCGGAGAGGACAGGUGGAAGUGCACGUGCGGGACCACGUUCUCGCGGAAGGACAAGCUGUUCAGCCACGUGGCACUGUUUGAGGGCCACGCGCCCGCGCUCGCGUGCGACAAAGGGAAGCAAGUGGUGGACGAUCAUCAUCGGAUGGGGAUUAGUGAAAGUGAUGAAUUGGGCAAUCGCUUUGAGGUUGAGGAGUUGCCUGAAGGGUUCUUCCAAGACUUUGGGUCCAUUGAUGACUAUUGUUUGCGGGAAGUGUUAGGGUUUCCUAGUAACUUGACAUGA